GCGCUACGUACCAACAUCAGAAUACCGAAAAAUUGGUAAUGCAUUGACAGUAGCCCGACAUCAAAAAUUUUCGCAAAAAUAAUGCCCUAAGACCAUACGUCGCGAAUAUGUGUGAGCUGCAGUGGGACGCUCUGGCCGAAAUUUAUCUGAAGAAGCAAAAUCAGUGUGUCGAAAUCACCUGUCUGUGCAGCAGGGUUUUUAUUCGUAAAGAUAAUGGCAAAGUAAAUCCAUUCCAAAGUGAGUUCAGCGCUUCGGAAGAGGAUUAUCAAAACGAAGAGGAACCGUUGAGCGAAUGUAACUCUUUGCCCAACAUACAAAGAACUCCAAGCAAGCCGGAGAAUGAGAUUGAGACGUUGAGCUGUUACUGCAGCGCAUCGCACACCGAUAAUUUUUCCACAGACGAACACGACAGUCUGCGCGACGUACACGACAGCAGCGUCUCGUUAAUCCGAGGUUUACAGUCGAGCGACAGCGGGGCCGACUUAACCGAUUUCCUGCGUCAUGACUUGGACACCGACUGGCAACAGUUCUGGUCACUGAACGGCGAGAAACUGAUCUGGGAAUCCUGGAUUGCAAAGUACAGCGCCUAUAUCAAUCCUGAGUACUUGCAGAACCUCGACGAGGAUGGGAUACCGGUCGGCGUGAAGCAGAGCGGGGAUCAAACAAAGGAUAAAUUCAAGUUUAACGACAAAGACAUCACGAAUUACGGGGCCGAGCUGCAAAUCAAAAGUGGCGAGAUAGCCGCCAAAAGUGAUCAAAAACCACGCGCUGUUCUGAACCGCGAUCUGAGCGGUAGCGACGAAAAAUUGGGCAACGACGUUUCCGAGGGUUGGAAUCCCCUUUCGCCUGCCAGUGUUGACUGCGAGACCGAAGUUGAGAGGUUGCUUAGCUCUAGGUGUGGAUCGCAUGCAAGCAGUUCACUGCGAACUGUAGAUUCUAUGACCAAUGUCACACGUAUGACAGUGUCUUCGAUUGAGCUGAGCCCGAGCUCGGACAGUUUUUCGUCAGUUAGUUCGGUACAGAGUUCCUUAAGCAGUGAGGACUCUGAAGAAGAGUACCAGCACCAGUGGAAUGUGCUGUGGAAGAAGCACUACGAAGAAGAGUACACUGAGCAAUACAACAAAUUUAUAUCGUCACGAAUCGAUGAGAGACCUGACUUGCCGCAAAGCAACACCAACACCUUUCUGAAGAGCCAGACCAGCGAUUUCGUCCUACCUAAACGCAACAUUUUAAAAAGUCUCUCGGCCAAAGACACGUCCACACCGCUUUCGGAUACAGUGACCACAUCACUGGGUCACUUGUUGAACACGCUUCACGUAAGUUGCGACGCCAACAUGUCGGAUCGUGGCAGCAGCGAGGAACCCGAACAGGCGAUGCUGGCAAUGGGGUUGCCACUAGCUUUCGGCGGCAGCAAGAGACAAGCUGGUCAAACUAAAGAGAAAAAACAUCACGAUACCGGAAGAUCGGAAGAUUUUGAAGCAUCCCGAAACCGAAUGAAGGCGGCCUUCAAUCUCAUGGGUAUUGAAUAUCAGGAGGACGGAGGUGAUAGAUUCGAAGGCCGUGUCGUUUACAAGGUGAAGCAUAUCAGGUUGAGGAAUAGGAGAUUGAAGCUGAAGCCGCAAGCUAAAAAGGCCAAACACACGUUGUUUGACGACGACGGAAACGCCAUAGAAGAAGUCGGUUCGGAGACCGAAAUGAGUUUCGAGGGGAUUUUAGACGAUGACGACAGUUCGGACAACGAAUUGAUUUCCUACGAGGACGAGUUUGUCUCCACCGAAACAAUAAUACCGAAAACCGAAGAGAAGGAGGAAGAGAUUACGGUGAAAGUGCCGAAGAAAAAGAAGAGGAAAAAGAGAAUAAGUUAUCCGCCGGAAAUAAGGGACAAUCCCAGACUGAGAAAGUACUGGCAUCGCAGGUUCUCUCUAUUCAGCAAGUUCGAUCAGGGCAUUAAGCUGGACGAAGAGAGCUGGUAUUCUGUCACACCUGAAACUUUGGCCAAACACACUGCAUCUAGGUUGGAAUGUGAUGUUAUUGUUGAUGCGUUUUGUGGCGCAGGAGGUAACACCAUUCAGUUUGCCAAAACUUGUAAUAGAGUAAUCGCCAUUGAUAUUGAUCCCAAGAAGAUAGAAAUGGCCAAAAACAAUGCCGAAGUGUAUGGCGUUGCUGACAAGAUUGAUUUUAUUAUCGGAGAUUUUUUCCAAUUAUCGAAGACCUUAAAAGCAGACACGGUAUUUUUAAGUCCACCUUGGGGCGGUCCAUCAUAUUUACAGAUGCCCGUUUACGAUUUGGAAACGAUGUUACAACCAGUUCCUUUUAGUAAAAUGUUUGAGUGUGCGAAGGAGGUGUCAAAAAAUGUUGCUAUGUUUUUGCCCAGGAAUAGUAAUACUCAUUUUUUGAUCAAUGCGGCUGGACCAGGUGGAAAAGUUGAGAUUGAACAAAACUUCAUUAAUCAGAAACUUAUCGCAAUUACUGCUUACUAUAAUGAUCUCAUUAAGGAAAAAUGAUUUUACUUUGGAAUUUUUCAGUAUGUUUCGUGGUAAAAAUUAAUUUCCUGUAUCAGAAGCAGAACAAUUAAGUUUAUCUAAUUAUGAGAUUAAUUUUUAUCAUAAGACCAACUAUGAAUUCUCUGAUUUUAGUUGUAUAAGUUUAUACUGUUUUAAAAAAUAUAACUCUGAUAAUUAAAAA
Aethina tumida (small hive beetle) is the source of this 2685-nucleotide messenger RNA. It is a transcript of the gene Tgs1, whose product is annotated as trimethylguanosine synthase. Gene Ontology annotation, biological process: 7-methylguanosine cap hypermethylation; 7-methylguanosine RNA capping. The coding region runs from base 108 to 2504 and encodes 798 amino acids. The transcript is spliced from 7 exons. The record is from RefSeq and is a predicted model, not a curated record. Gene Ontology annotation, cellular component: nucleus. Gene Ontology annotation, molecular function: RNA cap trimethylguanosine synthase activity. Lineage: Eukaryota; Metazoa; Arthropoda; Insecta; Coleoptera; Nitidulidae.